CAUUCACCAUUUUGAUUCUUUCAAAUUUGUCAUCCUGAAUUGGUCGUUGGUAUCUUCUACGAAGAAAGAGGAAAAAGCCUUAAAAGAAGGACUUGGCAUUUGGCAAACUUAAAUGGAACAAAGUUGAAGAAAACUAACGCUACUACCAACACCAACAACGGUUUCACCAAUUUCGUCCUCCAUUAACUUAAUAUAUGAAUUACUAACUUCUACUAAUUUUGAUUUUCAUUUCACUCUCAUAAUUGUAUAACACCCACAACCCUAGAUUCCCAAAUUCACCAUUUCUUCUCCUUUAAACUAGUAUCGGGACGGAAGGAAAUCCAGAGAAACAUCACAAUUCGUAAUACUUAGCAGCUACUUCUUGGCAAAUGGGUCAAGCUUUUCGCAAGUUGUUUGAUACUUUCUUUGGUAACACCGAAAUGAGGGUUGUGAUGCUUGGCCUGGAUGCAGCUGGCAAAACAACCAUAUUGUAUAAACUACAUAUUGGGGAAGUUCUAUCAACUGUUCCAACAAUUGGUUUCAAUGUUGAAAAGGUCCAGUACAAGAAUGUAAUGUUUACAGUAUGGGAUGUUGGUGGUCAAGAAAAACUUAGACCACUUUGGAGGCAUUAUUUCAACAAUACUGAUGGACUGAUCUAUGUUGUUGAUUCCUUGGACAGGGAAAGAAUUGGAAAAGCAAAGCAAGAGUUUCAGGCUAUCAUCAAUGAUCCAUUCAUGCGUAAUAGUGUUAUCUUGGUGUUUGCCAAUAAGCAAGACAUGAGAGGAGCCAUGUCACCAAUGGAAGUUUGUGAAGGACUGGGUCUCUUGGAUCUCAAAAAUAGAAAAUGGCACAUUCAAGGAACUUGUGCACUACGGGGAGAUGGUCUCUAUGAGGGUUUGGACUGGUUAGCUAACACUCUUAAGGAAGUACGAGCUGCAGGAUACUCGUCUGUGGGACCGUCAUCGAUCUGAUUUACCAGGUUGACUCGAGGUGAUGAUCUCUUCUAAAGGAAGUAGUGAAAGAGUUUACCAUUUACGUAUAGCAAAUGUAGGUAAUUCUGGAGUUUUGUGGUGAAACUAAUGGUGAUGCUUUCGGUUUUCAGCCUCCGAUCAUCUGAUAUUAAAUAUUCAGUAUAUGGUUUGUAAAAUCCUGAGGCUUUGUCAACUACUGUUUACAAACACGUAUAUUCUUCACUGCGCGUCUUUUGUUCAGGUGCCGUCUCGAAUGAAUGCGCAUCUGUUUGUAUCAUCCUUCAUGUCAGCAUGGUUGUACUUUCUCAAAACUUCUCCCCAAGUUUGCUACAUUUUUUCAUUUUGUUUGUUCUUUUGAAUUAUAUAUUCUUUAAAGAAAAUUGUUUUCAUUAAUGCUCAUUCACAUUUUUUAAGAUCAUUUACACAAUUUUUAUAUUU
Messenger RNA from Amaranthus tricolor (Joseph's coat), 1388 nucleotides. Its product is annotated as ADP-ribosylation factor. Gene Ontology annotation, molecular function: GTP binding; GTPase activity. The transcript is spliced from 7 exons. NCBI's taxonomy places the organism in Eukaryota, Viridiplantae, Streptophyta, Magnoliopsida, Caryophyllales, Amaranthaceae. Gene Ontology annotation, cellular component: cytoplasm. Gene Ontology annotation, biological process: intracellular protein transport; vesicle-mediated transport. The record is from RefSeq and is a predicted model, not a curated record. Bases 369 to 950 code for a protein of 193 amino acids.